Lactuca sativa (garden lettuce) is the source of this 2787-nucleotide messenger RNA. RefSeq names its product G-type lectin S-receptor-like serine/threonine-protein kinase CES101. Gene Ontology annotation, cellular component: plasma membrane. The record is from RefSeq and is a predicted model, not a curated record. Lineage: Eukaryota; Viridiplantae; Streptophyta; Magnoliopsida; Asterales; Asteraceae. Gene Ontology annotation, molecular function: protein serine/threonine kinase activity; ATP binding. Gene Ontology annotation, biological process: protein phosphorylation.
UUAACAGUGGGUCCUUUCUGCUGCUGUAGAACUCUGCUGGUGAAGGGUACUCCGGUAGUGAAAAAGAACCAGAUGGUGUCACGAAGGAACGGUGAUCGGCGAUGAGGAGCCCAGUCUUUUGACUGUCGCUUUCGUGGUAUCCAAUUUAAAACUACUUCUGACUUUGUCUUUCUUCAAAUUCGUUGACAAAAGAGAAAUAGUCGUUGCUGGCUCCUGAUAGAUGAGAGCCCUAUAAUAUAAUAAAGCGUCAGACUCUCAAUAUUCAAAUUCAGUUUUCCGGCCACCGGUGUUUCAACUAUCAAAGCUGGCGACCAACUCAACCUCACUACGUCUCAGCUUGUUUCCCCGGGUGGCAACUUCACGUUAGGGUUCUUUAACACCACAAACUACAGAUAUAUAGGAAUUUGGUAUACCAACGAUGAAACUUACAAAGUAUGGGUAGCCAACCCAUCCACACCGAUCAUAUCCAGCUCUGGUGUCCUCAUGAUCGAUCCAAACACCGGAAAAUUGAUCAUCGCCACUGGAGGAACAACACUUGUAAACAUAUCCGACAAUCAAUCCAGUCCUGAUUCUAAUAUUGCAGCAACUCUCCAAGACACGGGUAAUUUCCAGCUGAAAAACGAAACUGACAACCGGACUCUCUGGCAGAGUUUUGAUUAUCCAACCAACGUUCUUUUACCAGGUAUGAAACUUGGGUCGGACCUUAGAACGGGAAAGAACUGGAACUUAACUUCUUGGUUGAGCAAUGAUAUUGCUGAUUUCGGUGUUUUUACUUUGAGCUGGGAACCAACUGAUGAAGCAUCUCAGAGAUUAAUGAUUCGAAGACGAGGUCAACCCUACUGGACUAGUGGGAAUCUAAAUAAUCAAACAUUUCCAUACAUGCCAGCUUUGAAUAGUCCAUUUAGCAAAUACCAGUACAAUCUCAGUUAUGUAUACACUGACGAAGAGAGGUCCUUUAGUUUCCAUGGAAUCAAUGGCGUUCAACCCAUGUGGUUUUUGACUCCAGGUGGCCGAGUUCAAGAUGCGGAUAACUUUGCAGUUUGGACUCCUGAAUUCUGUUAUGGGUAUGAUUCGGGUGACGGGUGUGUGGCAGAUUCUAAUACGAUUGAUCAGUGUAGGGAUGAGAAUGAUAAAUUUAAUUGGUUGAAUGGGGAUUUUGCACCUAUGACGAGCAGCUCGUAUGAUGACAAUUCAAGCCUAAGUAUGAGCGAUUGUAUGGUGAGGUGCUGGAAUGAUUGUAGCUGUCUUGGGUUUACCACAAGUAGCAAUGGAACUGGUUGUAUUACAUGGACUGGAGCUAAAUCAGUCGAUAACUUUUCAAUCAGUCCAACAGGGAGUGCUGUAUUAAAGUAUGUUUUAAUUUCUCCAAUUCCGAUAAUUUCUCCGAAUCCAAGUAAAGGAAAUGCUAAAAACUGGAUCUGGGCACCCAUUGUUGCUUCCAUUAUUUUACUUCUCUUUUCUGCUGGUCUACUGUGGUAUCUAAAGAAGAAUAAGCUUAGACGAGAAGAGGAAAAGAGACAAAAGAGAGACGACGAAUAUUUCUUGGAGCUAAUAGCUUCUGACAGCUUCAAGGAUGCAAGUAAUCUUGAAAGUAAUGGCAGAAAAGGAAGUGACUUGAUGGUGUUCAGCUUUGCUACCAUAGUGACAGCCACAAACGACUUUGCAAGUGAAAAUAAGCUCGGGGAGGGUGGUUUUGGACCUGUUUAUAAGGGGAAACUUGGUGAUGAACAGGAAAUUGCAAUUAAAAGGCUUUCAAGAACAUCGGGACAAGGGCUUGUUGAAUUCAAAAAUGAACUCAUUCUUAUUGCCAAACUUCAACAUACAAAUCUUGUUCGGGUUCUAGGUUGUUGCAUCCGUGGAGAAGAAAAAAUGCUGAUUUAUGAGUACAUGCCGAACAAGAGCUUGGAUUUCUUUCUCUUUGAUGAAACAAGAAAGACACUGCUAGAGUGGCCGAAACGAUGGAACAUCAUUGAAGGGGUUGCUCAAGGGUUGCUUUACUUACAUAAAUACUCGAGAAUGCGAGUUAUUCACAGGGAUCUAAAAGCAAGUAAUGUUUUGUUGGAUGAAAGUAUGAAUCCCAAAAUUUCUGAUUUUGGUAUGGCGAGAAUCUUCAAACAAAAUGAGACCGAAGCAAUUACCAAUAGGGUGGUUGGAACAUAUGGUUACAUGUCUCCCGAGUAUGCAAUGGAAGGAACUUUCUCGGUGAAAUCUGAUGUCUUCAGCUUUGGAGUCUUAACCUUAGAAAUUGUCAGCGGAAGAAGAAAUACAAGCUUCUCCUAUCUUGACAAAACCGUCAAUCUUAUCGGAUACGCAUGGGAGCUAUGGCUAAAAGGGGAUGCAUUGGUGUUAGAGGACCCAACUCUAGCAGAUUCUCAUGUCAUACACCAAUUAUUAAGGACUAUACAUGUGGCACUUCUCUGCGUACAAGAAAACGCGUUGGAUAGACCAGAGAUGUCGGACGUGAUCUCUAUGCUUAACAAUGACACAAUGUCAUUACCUUUCCCAAAGCAGCCAGCAUUCUUCAUUGGCAGAAGUGCCUCGAAGUCAACUUCAGUUGAAAGAAAGUUAGAGGACUAUUCUGUAAACGAUAUGACCAUUACAGUAAUGAAGGCUCGAUAAUGUAUCAUAGUCAUUGUUGGCGAAUCACUAUAUUAUUACUAAAUCCUUUCUAUUGAUUUUUUUUUCUAUAGCUUUAGACGAGUUGUUGAGAUAAACACUUGGAUUUUCUAUUUGGUGCCCAAACUUGUAUCCAUAUUGAUUCGACUUUGGGGCAACCAAAAUCUUUAU